Molecule: messenger RNA, 264 nt
Organism: Rotaria sp. Silwood2
Lineage: Eukaryota; Metazoa; Rotifera; Eurotatoria; Philodinida; Philodinidae
Source: the annotation of a GenBank genome assembly
AUGUCAGUAAUAGAUAAAAAUGAAUAUCGACAAAAUGCAUCCGAUGAUGAUGAUGAUGAGAAUGAUGAAAAAAAUUCUAAUGAUGAACAAGAAGAAGAAAUAAAUAUACUUGAACAAAAAUGUUUCGUGCUUAAUCAAUUACAAUUUGAUCUUGUGGAAUUUCUUAAAACACACCAAAUUGUUUCACAAUAUGAUUAUAUCCGAUUAAUUAAUUAUAUUCGUCUUGAAAAACCUUCAAUCGAUGAUUUAAAACUAUCGACAUAA